Dibothriocephalus latus is the source of this 468-nucleotide messenger RNA. NCBI's taxonomy places the organism in Eukaryota, Metazoa, Platyhelminthes, Cestoda, Diphyllobothriidea, Diphyllobothriidae. The record is from the annotation of a GenBank genome assembly.
AUGCUGGUUGAAGAAGAGUAUUCAUGCUCCGAUGAUGCUUUGGAAGGAGAAGAACAUGAUGAAGACAUGGAUAUAAUGCCAGAGGCUUAUCGACAACAAGUUAUCUUGUACCGAAACUUCGGGACCAUAAGUACGCGUCCUAGCAUUACCAAACAAAAAUCUCGUAGACGCCGCUGGACUCAGCGGGAUAUGACUAAUGCUUACAACGCGGUGAAGUACCAGGGUAUGUCUCUUCGUGGUGCUGCAACUGCCUUCAAUGUUCCUGAAUCGACUCUUCGUGACCGAGUACAUGGGCGCGUCAGCCUUGAGUGUUCGCGACCGGGCCCACCUACGUUCUUCACUUUUGAAGAGGAGAAAAAAAUGGUUGAUCACAUUCUGUUUAUGAGCAAAAUUGGAUAUCCAUACACACGAAACCAGGUACACCUUUGGCCCGUGUUUUAUUUUCCCAUUAUUGUCCUUGAAAUUUAA